AUGGCCCGCAUCACCCGCUCUGCCGCCAAGGCCAGCCCUACCGUCGCCGCUCAAGUCGAAGCGAUCCACGCCAAGGCCCUGGACGAGCACAAAUCGUCGUCGCAGCGCAAGAAGGUCGAGCCCACCUCGGUCGACACGUGGCGCUCGGACAUGGGCAACGUGCUCGACGACGACGAAGUCAUGGCGAGCCUGAGCGACAUCGAGCGCGACGAGGUCGACACCCGUGCUCGCAAGACGGCGAGCUCCACGCCCAAGUCGACGCCGCGCAAGAAGGCGCCGAGCGCGCCCAAGAAGGUCGCACGUGCGCCCCGUCUCGCGCCCGUCCGCGACGCGCCCGGUGUCGAGGACAGCGCCGCCAUCGCCGAGCAGAAGGACGCCGUCGUCGCGCGUCUCGACCCCAAGCGCGCCGCCAAAGUCGCACGGGCCGUCGUCGUCGAGGUCGCCGAGGACGAGGACGUCGCCAUGGAGCUUCUGUGCGGCUUGAUGAGCAGUGCCAACAUCACGGCUGGCCGAUCCUACCUCGUCUACCGCUGCGCUGGCGACGACUCGGACGCCUCGGACGACGACCAGCACCCGAUCGGCGACAUCUCUGACGACGACCUGUAGCUGCACAAGCGCGCCCUCAUCUGUCUCGCCCUCGUCGAGACGAUCCCCCUCUCGAACCUCCUGCCCUCGAUGUAGCUGUGCCCAAGUCGUCCCUGUUGUACCACUUGCCAUUCCUGCAACGACCUAUAUGCU
Rhodotorula graminis WP1 is the source of this 738-nucleotide messenger RNA. RefSeq lists its product as uncharacterized. Lineage: Eukaryota; Fungi; Basidiomycota; Microbotryomycetes; Sporidiobolales; Sporidiobolaceae. The record is from RefSeq and is a predicted model, not a curated record. The coding region runs from base 1 to 606 and encodes 201 amino acids. The transcript is spliced from 2 exons.